Messenger RNA from Scatophagus argus, 4073 nucleotides. It is a transcript of the gene vcpip1, whose product is annotated as valosin containing protein (p97)/p47 complex interacting protein 1. The coding region runs from base 184 to 3717 and encodes 1177 amino acids. NCBI's taxonomy places the organism in Eukaryota, Metazoa, Chordata, Actinopteri, Scatophagidae. Gene Ontology annotation, biological process: protein ubiquitination; protein K11-linked deubiquitination; Golgi reassembly. Gene Ontology annotation, molecular function: cysteine-type deubiquitinase activity. The record is from RefSeq and is a predicted model, not a curated record. The transcript is spliced from 3 exons.
ACGUCGUUACGUUUAGGGACGGUCAGUUGCCAGAGAAAAAAACAGCCGCUUCCGUGUUGUUCUUGUGUUAUUCUGGCAAAUAACUAUCGUUAGCAAAGCCGAAGCUCGUCUGACAGCCUCGCAGGAGUUUGACUGUCAUGAUUUAGUGAAGCUGACAAACAGUUUCAGCUUUUUCCACCCGACAUGUCGCUUCUGCAGAGCUCCAAGAAAAAGGACAAGCGUAUUUUGUCUGGUACCUGCCCAGACCCGAAAUGUCAGGCGAGGCUAUUCUUCCCUGCUUACGGCUCCAUUAGCAUCGAGUGCACGGAGUGUGGGCAACGCCACGAACAGAAGAACCUGCUAAACGUCGAAGAAGUGACUGACCCAGAUGUUGUGCUUCACAAUCUGCUCAGAAACGCCCUGCUCGGCGUCACCGGGGCCCCCAAGAAAGGGACGGAGCUGGUGAAAGUAAUGGGGCUCUCUAAUUACCACUGCAAGCUUCUGUCCCCGGUCCUCACCAGGUACGGCAUGGAUAAACAAACCGGCAAAGCCAAGCUGCUGAGGGACAUGAACCAAGGUGAGAUGUUUGACUGCUCUCUCUUGGGUGACAGAGCUUUUCUGAUCGAGCCGGACCAUGUUUCCACCGUGGGCUACGGCAAGGACAGGUCAGGAAGUCUCAUAUACCUCCAUGACACUCUGGAGGAGGUCAAGAAAGCCAACGGCAACAGGGAAUGUCUCAUCCCAGUCCAUGUGGAUGGAGACGGGCACUGCCUGGUCCAUGCUGUGUCCAGGGCGCUUGUGGGCAGAGAACUGUUCUGGCACGCCCUGAGAGAGAAUCUGAAACAGAACUUCAAGCAGAACCUGGACCGCUACAAGGCCCUCUUUCAGGAUUUCAUAGAUGCUGCAGAGUGGGAGGACAUCAUCAAUGAGUGUGACCCCCUGUUCAUCCCACCCGAAGGUGUGCCACUUGGGCUUCGCAACAUCCACAUUUUUGGCUUAGCCAACGUCCUCCACCGACCCAUAAUCCUGCUGGACUCCCUGAGUGGAAUGAGGAGCUCUGGGGAUUAUUCAGCCACCUUCCUGCCCGGGCUGGUGCCCGAGGAGCAGUGCAGAGGGAAAGACGGGAAGCUCAACAAACCCAUCUGCAUCGCCUGGAGCAGCUCUGGCAGGAACCACUACAUUCCUCUGGUGGGAAUCAAGAACACUGUGCUGCCCAAGCUGCCACCCCGCCUGCUGCCAAAGGCCUGGGGCGUCCCUCAGGAGCUCAUCAGGAAGUACAUCAAGCUGGAGCCAGAUGGGAGUUGCGUGAUUGGUGGCGACCGCAGUUUGCAGGACAAAUAUCUCAUGCGGCUGGUCAACGCCAUGGAGGAAGUGUUCAUGGAGAAGCACAGCAUCCAUCCGUCGCUGGUGGCCGAUGUGCACCAGUAUGUCUACAGACGGACCGGCGUGAUUGGCAUCCAGCCUGAGGAGGUGACAGAGGCAGCGAAGAAGUCCGUGAUGGAGAACCGGCUGCACCGCUGCCUGAUCUGCAGUGCUCUCUCUGAGCUCCAUGUCCCACAGGAAUGGCUGGUCCCUGGUGGGAAACUAUACAGCUUGGCCAAAUCCACUCAUGGCCAGCUGCGGCCGGACAAGAACUACAGCUUCCCCCUCAACAACAUAGUCUGCUCUUAUGAGCCGCAGAGAGACGUCCUGGUCCCAGAUUAUAAACUGAGCUCUCUCAACACCUGCAAUUGGUGUCACGGCACAUCGGUUCGCCAUGUCCAUGGCAACGGGUCGGUGGUUUACCUGGACGGAGACAGAACCAACACUCGCUCUCAGGGUGGGAAGUGUGGGUGUGGCUUCAAACAUUUCUGGGAGGGGAAGGAGUAUGACAACCUUCCUGAGGCCUUUCCCAUCACGCUGGAGUGGGCGGGGAGGGUGGUGAGGGAGACGGUCUAUUGGUUCCAGUAUGAGACUGACCCGACUCUGAACAGCAAUGUGUACGAUGUGGCCAUGAAGUUGGUCACCAAGCAUUUCCCCGGGGAGUUUGGCAGCGAGAUCCUGGUGCAAAAAGUAGUGAACACCAUCCUGCAUCACACCGCCAAGAAGAAUCCGGAUGAAUACAACCCAGUGUCUAUUGACGGAGCUCAUGUCCAGCGUCUCACCGACACCACCGAGACUCAGCAGGUGGCGGACCCCCAGCCGCCCACUAAGAUCAUCCUGACCGGUCAGAAAGCAAAGACGCUUCACAAAGAGGAGCUGACGAUGAGCCGAGCCGAGCGCAGCAUCCAGCAGAGCAUCAGCGAGCAGGCCUUCGUCACUCAGAAGCGACGAACUGACAAGUUGAAGCAGGAGCAGAAAGGCCACGGCCGGACGUCUUCCCCCAGCGGUUCGCCGGAAACUUCCUCCUCUUCAGCGCCGGCCACGCCCACCAAAUCAUCCUCCCCCUCCUCGUCCAAUAAGGAGAAGAAGAUCCGUGUGACCACCAGCGACGGCAGGCAGGCCAUGUUGACCCUGCAGGCCCAAACCACCUUCUCAGAGCUGCAGAGGAGCAUCACCAACCAGUUUGGCGUGCCGCCGGCACAGCAGUGUAUCCGCUACGGCUUCCCGCCCAAGGAGCUGGCCCCCCCGAAGGACGGCGAGGAGAACGAGCCGGUGGUGCUGCAGCACGGUGACAGGGUGACCGUGGAGAUACUGAGGGGCCCCGGGGACAAGAGCUCCGCAUCCUCCAUACCCCGAGCCUCCAGCUCGCACUCGGCCCUGCACUCAGUGAAGAGCGAGGACGUGGUGACGUCUGGCAGGACGAGCAGCCGGGAACUCCAGGACAGCAUCGACCUUGAGAUGUCCUCCCUCUGUCUCCUAGCAACCUUGAUGGGUGAGGACGUUUGGUCGUACGCAAAGAAGCUGCCGCACUUAUUCCAACAGGGUGGCGUCUUCUACAACAUAGUGAAGAAAGACAUGGGCCUGAUGGACGGGAAGCACUGCACGCUGCCUCACCUGACCGGGAAAACGUUUGUGUACAACGCCGCAGAGGAGCGUCUGGAGCUCUGCGUGGACGCUGCUGGACACUUCCCCGUUGGCCCUGACGUGGAGGAGCUGGUGAAGGAAGCUCUGGUCCAGCUGCGCUCGGAGGCGGCCACCAGGGGCAGCAGAGAGGGGAGUCCGUCCCACGGCGUUCUGCGGCUGGGCAGCGGUGGCGUCGUACGCAAGAAGGAGCAGCUGCAGAGCGUCACCGCCUUCCAGGGUAAAGGCCACUCUCUGGGCAGCGCCGGGGGGUCUUCCCCUCCAGAACACCGGCCCAUCACACGCCAGCACAGUAGUGGCGUGGACCUGAGCGCCAGCGUGUCCCGAGGCCCCCCAGACCUGUCGGACAUCCCCGAGGACGCCACCAGGGAAUUGGUCCGCAUGGCUCCGGGCUUCGUCACCAUGAAGGACGGUCGAGGUCUGGACCCCAGCCUGAUGGAGCAGCAGCGGAGGAAGCUGCAGGAGAUGGUGUCCUCCAUCCAGGCCUCCAUGGAGCGCCACCUCAGAGAGCAGCAGAGCGCCGCUGCCGCUGCAGGCGGCGGGGCCGGCCAGGAGAGGACAGCAGAGACCAAGACAGGCUCAGGCCAGCCAGGGUCUAUGGUUGACCACGAAUCUCCAGCUGCGGCAAGCACAGCGGCAGACGAAAAACCGGACAGGAAGUCGGAGGACGUGGAGGAGAUGGAGAGUCAGGACGCUGAGCAGAGCAGCGCCACCGAGCCCAUGGAUCACUCCUGAUCCCUCCUGACCCCCCAGCACCUCCCCGUCCUCUCCCCCGCCUCGCCUCGCCUCGCUGGCACCUUUGGGUCAUAACGCCUCAGGUCGGAUCCUACAGCUUUGGUCUUCAUCGUGUUUCGUUGUCUUCUACUGCAUGACUAAAAGGCGAGCCGAGCGUCCUCUCCUGUGGGGGGACUCGCAGUGGGACCAUAAUCCAUGAAACCACAUGUUGUGACACACAGUCACACCGAUGCCACAGUUCUGCUACAGCACUGAGGCGGCGUGUGCGUGGACACUCCACACACACACACACACACACUCUGUGACGCUUCACUACACAGUAAAUCAUAAUAAACACCACACAUGUUUGAUUCCUG